AUGCCAUUCACUCCUAGCCCCAGGCGUCCAGACUGCAGAGCGGAGCCCUGUCCGGCGGCGGCAUACACCUACUGCCUUGGGCCCUAUAGCUACAUAAAGUACACCGUGUUUCAUGCCCAGCAGCCGCCGGUCUGGCCGAUACGAGGUUACGUUGAGGUCAUGACCUCAGGCAACGUCAAAUGCCUCAUAGCACCAGCACCGGCUCCUUCUUCACCAUCGCUAACAUCCCCCCCCGGCACCCUCGUGCCGGGAUACUACCAAGGCCCGCCUCAAAACACAGCGUUUCAGCUGCAGGUGCCUGUCUUGCCCUCGACAAGACGUGUGCAUGAGCAGGCUGCCGCAACACUGCCCAGCAUUACACUCGCCUACACGACUACUGUCCUUACACCCUACCUGGUCGCUAACCAACAUGUGUUUACCCUCCAGGUGGGGUUUGCAUGCACGCCGAUGCACCACCAGCCGUUCCCCGCUCUACAGCACUAG
Messenger RNA from Bipolaris zeicola 26-R-13, 483 nucleotides. RefSeq lists its product as uncharacterized. Lineage: Eukaryota; Fungi; Ascomycota; Dothideomycetes; Pleosporales; Pleosporaceae. The transcript has 2 exons. The coding region runs from base 1 to 483 and encodes 160 amino acids. The record is from RefSeq and is a predicted model, not a curated record.